ACCCUUCUUUGACAGAUUGCCCAAGUCCCAAUUACUUUAUAAAUGGCCACAUGCGAGUCUUUAGAAAUAUGCAAAUUAAACUUUAUGGUGUAUACUUUAGAAUUAUAAAGAGAGAGGGGCAAUUGAGCAGGUAAAAGAUAUGUUAAGUCUGAGGGAUUGGAAGAUAAUUUUAUCAGCAAUUUUGUUGGGAGGGAUAGGGUUAUUGUUUCUACACCUGUACAAUGUUUUGCUCUUGAAACCAAUGAGGUUAAGAUCAAGGCUCCAAAAGCAAGGGAUUAAAGGACCUUCUCCUUCAUUUCUGUUGGGAAACAUCACUCAAAUAAAGCAGAUCCAACAAGAAGCUGCAACUGCAAAAUGCCAACAAAAUGUUGGUAUUUUGCAUAAUUGGCCUUCAACAGCUUUUGCAUAUCUUGAAACGUAUAGAAAUCAAUAUGGACCGAUAUACAUGUAUACGGUUGGAAUUAUUCAGAUAAUAUGCAUAACGGACAUGGAUUUGGUGAAGGAAAUAAACCAGUGCACAUCUUUGAGCUUAGGAAAGCCUUCUUAUCUGUCUAAAGAUCGGGGGCCUUUGCUCGGCCAGGGCAUUUUAACAUCGAAUGGCCAACUUUGGUCACAUCAAAGGAAGGUCAUUGCUCCUGAAUUAUACCUUGACAGGGUUAAGGGCAUGGCAAAGCUCAUGGUGGACUCUACCUUGUCGUUGGUAAAAUCUUGGGAGGGUAGAAUUCCAAGCGAAGGUGGAAUUGCAGAAAUUAGAGUGGAUAAGGAUAUGCAAAACUUGGCUGCAGAUGUUAUUUCAAGAGCUUGUUUUGGUAGCAGUUACACCAAAGGCCAACUAAUAUUCAACAAGUUCGAAUCUCUCUUGGAAGUAAUGUCCAAGAGAACUGUUGGAGUUCCUGGAUUGAGGUACUUACCCACCAAAAACAACAGAAAGAUAUGGAAAUUAGAGAAAGAGAUUGCAACAAUGAUACUACAAGUAGUCAAAGAUCGAAUUGAGUGUUCUUCCCAUGAGAAGGAUCUUUUGCAAAUGAUAAUUGAGGGAGCUAAAAGUUGUAAUGACCACAACGGCGUCCCCUUGAAUAUUUCUUAUGACAAGUUCAUAGUGGACAACUGCAAGAACAUAUACUUUGCUGGACAUGAGACCUCUGCACUCACAGCAUCAUGGAGUUUCUUGUUAUUAGCUCUAAAUCCGGAAUGGCAGGAUCGUGUCCGUGCUGAGGUGGUCAGAGUUUGUAAAGAUGGCAAUCCAGAUGCUGAUAUGCUCCGAAGCAUGAAAUCCCUAACAAUGGUAAUCCAGGAGACAUUGCGCUUAUACCCUCCAGCAGGUUUUGUAUUUAGAGAAGCAUUAGAUGAUAUCAAGUUCAAAAACAUUGUGAUUCCAAAAGGCAUGGGCAUCCAGGUACCAAUUCCACUGUUACAACAAAACCCAGAUCUUUGGGGACCUGAUGCUCACGAGUUUAACCCAGAAAGAUUCGCCAAAGGAAUAAGUGGUGCUUGCAAGAUACCACAGGCUUAUAUGCCAUUUGGUGCAGGACCUCGGGCAUGUGCUGGCCAACACUUUGCCAUGACAGAACUGAAAGUGAUAAUAUCUCUUGUUCUAUCAAAGUUCAGCUUUGCACUCUCCCCAAAUUACCACCACUCCCCCACGAUCAGGGUCAAUAUAGUGCCUGAAAAUGGAAUUACUCUCCAUAUAAAGAGGGUGUGACGAUGUUGAUGUUUGUGACUAUUAGUUUGAAUAAUGAUCGAACGGAUGUUAUAGAAUGUGUGUGAUUCUUGAAUAGCAACUUAAUCAUCUUUACACAAGAAGUGAAACUACAACAUUUGCCAGUCAGAAAUUUCUCUUCCUAAAUACAGAUACGAUUUUAUGAGAGGGCUGUCACGUUGCAACAUUUAUACGUUAAACCUUCUAUAACAAAUUCUAUACAAUA
Molecule: messenger RNA, 1925 nt
Organism: Pistacia vera
Lineage: Eukaryota; Viridiplantae; Streptophyta; Magnoliopsida; Sapindales; Anacardiaceae
Product: cytochrome P450 714C2-like
Exons: 5
Coding region: 140-1702 (520 amino acids)
Molecular function (GO): iron ion binding; monooxygenase activity; heme binding
Source: RefSeq, a predicted model, not a curated record